AUGGGCGCCCUCCCCACGUGGGAGCCAGCCGCUGUGAAUGUGACCUUCGGGGGCCCGGGGGCUGGGAGCGGGCCCCUCUCCAGCCCCUGGUACCACGCCGCCAAGACUCAGCUCUUGGGAGUUUUACUGGCUGCUGCUGGAAAUUUUUUGAUUAGUGUAUCUUUGAAUAUACAGAAAUGCGCUCAUCUGCGACUGGCUUGCCAGACAGAUCCAAAGCCCUACUACACAAGCAAAUUAUGGUGGUGUGGGAUUAUCCUGCUGGGACUUGGAGAGGUGGGGAUUUUCACAGCCUACGGAUUUGCCCCUGCUGCCCUUGUCGCUCCGCUUGGAUGUGUCUCCAUCAUAGGUAGUGCAUUUAUUUCGGUCUUAUUCCUAAAGGAGAUGAUGAAGGGUCCUGUUAUAUUGGGAGGAACACUCACAGUAGCAGGAACAUACUUGUUGGUGACUUUCACUCCAAAUGUACACCAAGAGCUCACAGCGAAGAAAGUACAGAAUUACUUAGUGAGUUGGCCUUUUGUGAUAUAUGCGAUUUUAGAAAUAAUCAUAUUCUGCAUUCUCCUCUAUUUUUACAAAAGAAAGGCUGUGAAGCACAUUGUGGUUUUGUUAAUGAUGGUAGCGCUACUAGCAUCCCUGACAGUCAUUGCUGUAAAGGCUGUGGCCGGCAUGAUAACAUGCUCUGUGAAGGGUAAAAUGCAGCUUACUUAUCCUGUUUUCUAUAUCAUGUGCAUUUUAAUGGCAGCUACUUGUGCUUUCCAAGUCAAGUUCUUGAAUCAAGCAAUGGAGCUGUACGAAGUGACAGCAGUUGUGCCUGUUAAUUUUGCGUUCUCCACAGCCAGUGCCAUCAUUUCAGGGGUCAUAUUUUAUCAGGAAUUCCAAAGUGCAGCUUUGCUGAGCGUGUUCAUGUUUCUGUUCGGGUGUCUCCUUUCUUUUCUUGGUGUAUUUUUAAUUACAAGAAAUAGAAAAGAGGAACAUUUACAAAUUCCUUAUAUUGACUGUGGACAUAUUCCUGGACAAAAAGUGACAGGCAAAGUACAGCCAGAUUCUUGCCGUUUGUGCUAUGGCACUUUGAGGAACAAAGAUGACUUGGGGAAACCUCAAAGCUGA
Rhea pennata is the source of this 1104-nucleotide messenger RNA. It is a transcript of the gene NIPAL2, whose product is annotated as NIPA like domain containing 2. The coding region runs from base 1 to 1104 and encodes 367 amino acids. Gene Ontology annotation, cellular component: membrane. The transcript has 11 exons. Gene Ontology annotation, molecular function: magnesium ion transmembrane transporter activity. NCBI's taxonomy places the organism in Eukaryota, Metazoa, Chordata, Aves, Rheiformes, Rheidae. Gene Ontology annotation, biological process: magnesium ion transport. The record is from RefSeq and is a predicted model, not a curated record.